Mesorhabditis belari is the source of this 1353-nucleotide messenger RNA. Lineage: Eukaryota; Metazoa; Nematoda; Chromadorea; Rhabditida; Rhabditidae. The record is from the annotation of a GenBank genome assembly.
AUGUCUUUCACGUUGAUCAACUUCGCGUCACUCCUCAUGGACUUCUCCAUUCCAUUUGCUAUUAUCGGCGAUCUUCUCAUCUAUUGUGCUUUCGGGAAAAACACGGCUCUUUGCCCGAUAUUCUUGACAUCUGUGCGGAAUAUUUUACUAAUCAACUUUGAUCUGUAUGCUGAUCAAAUGCUAAUCAAAGAGCCCGCUAAUUUCGGGUUUUUUCGACAAUUUUGGAUUGAUAACGGAUGGUGGAUUGGGAAGAUCAGUUAUGCGAACACGACAGUCUGGCCAACGAUCGUCCUCUGUUUUCAGUUGGUGAUUGCCGUUUCUCGGUUCUGGUGCGUCUGGAGACCGAUCUCCUAUCAGAGACAACAUCAACAGCAACAGCAACCACAACAUCGACACCGACAUCAACAGCAACAUCAACAGCAACAUCAACAUCAACAGCAACAGCAACAGCAACAUCAACAGCAACAGCAACCACAACAUCGACACCGACAUCAACAGCAACAUCAACAGCAACACCAACAUCAACAGCAACAGCAACAGCAACAGCAACAUCAACAGCAACAGCAACAGCAACCACAACAUCGACACCGACAUCAACAGCAACAUCAACAGCAACAUCAACAUCAACAGCAACAUCAACAGCAACAUCAACAGCAACAUCAACAUCAACAGCAACAGCAACAUCAACAGCAACAGCAACCACAACAUCGACACCGACAUCAACAGCAACAUCAACAGCAACAUCAACAUCAACAGCAACAGCAACAGCAACAGCAACAUCAACAGCAACAGCAACAGCAACCACAACAUCGACACCGACAUCAACAGCAACAUCAACAGCAACAUCAACAUCAACAGCAACAUCAACAGCAACAUCAACAUCAACAGCAACAGCAACAUCAACAGCAACAGCAACCACAACAUCGACACCGACAUCAACAGCAACAUCAACAGCAACAUCAACAUCAACAGCAACAGCAACAGCAACAGCAACAUCAACAGCAACAGCAACAGCAACCACAACAUCGACACCGACAUCAACAGCAACAUCAACAGCAACAUCAACAUCAACAGCAACAUCAACAGCAACAUCAACAGCAACAUCAACAUCAACAGCAACAGCAACAUCAACAGCAACAGCAACCACAACAUCGACACCGACAUCAACAGCAACAGCAACAGCAACCACAACAUCGACACCGACAUCAACAGCAACAUCAACAUCAACAUCAACAGCAACAGCAACAGCAACAUCAACAGCAACAUCAACAUCAACAUCAACAGCAACAGCAACAGCAACAGCAACAUCAACAGCAACAUCAGCAGUCGUCCAUUCCCCUGUUAAAAUCCCUU